Molecule: messenger RNA, 3456 nt
Organism: Cyphellophora attinorum
Lineage: Eukaryota; Fungi; Ascomycota; Eurotiomycetes; Chaetothyriales; Cyphellophoraceae
Exons: 3
Coding region: 1-3456 (1151 amino acids)
Biological process (GO): silent mating-type cassette heterochromatin formation; rDNA heterochromatin formation; regulation of transcription by RNA polymerase II
Molecular function (GO): zinc ion binding
Source: RefSeq, a predicted model, not a curated record
AUGGCGUCUCCAGACGCUGCCACCGUGCAGACAGUCAAGCUCAAGAUACUCUACACCUUUGACCACGAAUCGAAGGACAAUCAUCUGGCGAGAUGGCCACAUUCAGUCCAAGUCACCACUGCGUUCAUCGACAAUGUCAAUCAAAUUGGUGCUGUCGACCUCCGUACCUGCCUCGAAGCUGUGACCACCGCGAGUCCCGAACUCACGUCUCAAAUGGACAGCGACUACGCGGUCUAUGCCUACGACUACUCGGAAGAAGACACGCCUCUAGUCGGACAAGGCAUGCUGUCAAAACACAUGAUGGAGGUCAUAGGCGCGGACACAGAGAACAUGGUUACUGGCCGGAUUGUGAAGGGUCUCAUGGGUCUCAUGAGCAAGAAUGCACAGCCAACAUUGGAAGUCAAGCUUCGAUUGAAGCCUGUGGCGACAGCGUUCAACAGACAGCGCUCUGGUAGCAUGAGCAGUCAAGACGGCCGACCGGCGUGGUUGCAGAACCCGGAGUCUGCCUUACAGAGAUCUGCCUCGCCAAUGGACACCACCGGUCUUGAGAACAUGCAACGUAUGCUGAGCGAUGGCAUGCCGCGUACGGAUGGAUACCCUCAUUCACGUCCAGGCAGCCGUGCUGGUACCCCAGUCUUCCAAUCAUACGACCAAUCGAUGCGACCCAUAUACGAUGACUCGAAUCGACCGAGCUCACGUGCUGCUGUCCGACCGCAGCCGUCGAACAACCGACAUGACUCAUUCAGCGGCUACUAUAGUGCAGACGAUAUGGUCGAAGAAGCACCAGCUCGGAAACGCGCCAAAACAACGAAGGUCAAGCAAGUCACCAAGGAUAGCUUCAACAUCGAGCAACAGCCACAAGAUCUUCGUGCGAUGGCUGGCAAAGCCAGUAGUCUACGCUUGCACCGUCCAACGCCAAUACAUCCAGCUGGCGUGCCCAACAAUGUUCUCAUGAGUGAGGAGCCAGUACGACCGCCAACGCCCGUACCUACGAAGCGUCCAAGGGGACGACCAAAGAACUCGGAUCGCGGGAAACCCGAUCGCGGCAAACCACUGUUUCCAGCUUUGAAUCCGGCCGCAGUGAUGGCGCGAGAGAUUGUGGCUAAACAGCAACAUCACCAGGUGCAGCAGCAGAUCGUGCGGGCUGAGGCGAAUGAAUCUCAAAUGUCUCCAGAAGAUACGCGUGCACGAAGCGUGUCCAGCACGCCCGCCAACAUCCCGUCCUCGCCUCCCAUAAUGCCGACGAUGGCCGCACGCACCAGUCCCAUGUUGCCACCCAUGCGAGAAUCCCUCGACUCCGGAAUCGGCAGUUCUACUCUCGACGAGGAUAUCUUUGGUAAUAAUGGCAUGGUGAAUUUCGACAACUUCGAAUUCAAUAAGGAUGCGGACAUGCCGCUCGAUCUGAACUUCGAUCAGUUCACCGAAAACCAUUUUCCUCCGGUCUUUGACGAGGACACCCCGAUGCUAGCAGUACAAAAUCCUGACAGCCAUGGCAACUUCCACCACGACCAAAUAAUGCCUACGACGGAACUGCCCGAGGAAGUCAUGCCACCCCCACAAGAUCUCGCACAGUCACAAUCAUUGACGCCUGCCGACGCCUCGGUGGAAGCUACUGGUGAUACACCGCAGCCUGGGGAUGUCCAGGUCCCAGAAGUGGCAAAGCGAGACGAGUCUCAGCCACCGCCAAAGCUCGAGGGCACCCAACAAGCGUACGAUACAUGGGCUCCAGGCAGCGAUGCGCCGAUGUCAGAGGCACCCAGUGGCCAGACUGAUGACGGCAAAUCUCGAUCCAAGAAAAAGGUCGGCAAGGAGCAGACUAAGGCGCGCUUGAUGAAUGCUAUCAAUGCUGGAGAAAUCCCUCCUUACUGCGAUAAUUGCGGCGCAAUCGAGACACCGGCGUGGAGGCGUGGGUACGCAAAGGUCUUCGAUACGCCGUUUGGCUCACUUGAUGUGGGCUUAGGUCCUGGCGAGAUUGUGUACAAGCAUGAGCUCGAUCGCAACGAAGACGACACGAUAAAGACGUGGAGAGGCUACAAAGUGGACACAAGCGAACAGGACGUCGCCAAUGGGUGGGAAACAAUCUGCCUGUGCAAUCCUUGCGGCUUGUGGUUCCACAAACAGAAGUGCCCUCGACCAAAAGAGAAGUGGGAGAAGCCGACCAAAGGGCGCCGCAGACGCGGUAGAGGACCUCCAAAACCGACCAAGAAGCGUGUCACCAUAGCAGAUCGAAAUGCCCCAACCCCUGCGAGCGACGCGCCUGGUAGUGAGGACUCUUCUCCUGCGGACACAAGCACCGAGGCCCCUGAUGGCGACGACGCCUACGAAGAAAUGCAGGGCCUAGAUGAUACUUUGACGGACAGCAACGAACCACAGCUGCCUCCCAUGCCACGGCCGACUCGCGCUAGCAGUUUGGGACCUGCCACGAGAACAACGAACAGGGCUGUCCUAUCUCAACGACAGAUUCAGUCGAGUCCCACCAAGGGUGCCGGCCACACUCCCGAGGAACCUCAUACUGACCUCACGCCGAAGCCUGUGCGACGGCAGCUGUUCCCGUCUCCUCAGAAAAGUAUCAGUGCGCCUGCCUCUACUCAUGGAACUUCUGCGGCAUUCAAGACCGGAAUUAUGGCAGUUAGACGCAGCCCGAGGAUCAACAAGACCAAAGACAUAUUCCAGGUACCCGGUCUCGCAGGUGCGGUUGCACUUACUAUUGACGGCAAGGAGAAUUUCACGCCCGAGUCGUUCAUGGUCGAUUCCUUCGGGUCCUUUGAUGACUUCUUCGACAUGGACAUGAGCCAGCCUGUGAACGAGCCAUCGGAUGCACUGAUGCUGCCACCAUCUACACCGCAUCGCCGGUCCGAACGUCUGCACUCGAAGACGCCGCAGCGGGCCUUCGGUGAUCCAGUCUCUCCAAAUGCCCAGCGAACUCCACGCAAAACUCCCAAGACGAAGCAAGCGGAAAACGAUGUUAUCCGCUCGCUCUUUGGCAGCGUGGUCAGUAAGCUAGACAAUAUGACUCCAAUAUCACGAAGCUUGCACGACGCCAUAAGUGCAGGCAACUGGAACGAAGAAACACUGACACCGAAUAAGCUACGGAAGCAACCAAUGCGAAGCUCGCCGAACAAGAAUGUGACCUUUGACUUCCCAGAUCUUCCCUCUUUGCAGGGCUCAUCCCCUUCUACGCGCAACGACGACCCGCAAUUCAGUGUCAACUUCUCAGAACUGCCGACCGAUAUCCUACAAACAGACAUGACUGCCUUCAGCACAGAUGCGCCAAUGCCUAGUUCGCCGCCUGCUGGGUUUGAUACAAUGGACUUCGGGAUCCAUCACGAUUCUGGGCUUGAUGACUGGACGCAGUUGCAGGAAGAUCAUGGUGUGAAGCCAGCAUAUCCAGAUCCGACUGAUCUGGGCAGCAACGUUCCCACCACGCCUAGGAGAAGUGGGAGGCACCGAGACUAG